Molecule: messenger RNA, 1105 nt
Organism: Aspergillus brunneoviolaceus CBS 621.78
Lineage: Eukaryota; Fungi; Ascomycota; Eurotiomycetes; Eurotiales; Aspergillaceae
Exons: 1
Coding region: 415-831 (138 amino acids)
Source: RefSeq, a predicted model, not a curated record
UGGUCGGGCAUCCAAUUUCUACCUUGCUCGACUUGACGCAUAUUGAUCCCAUUGUAUCAAUUUCCUGGGAUUUGAUGACCAGCUAGACGAGAAUCUAAUUGAGUGCGCAUUGAAAGGUGGGCAAGAAAAAGCAAACCUCAUCUGACUUAGACGUAUACUGCCUAACUUAUUGAUUGAAUCCAGACCUGCAAGCCUAGAGCCUCCGCAAACCUCCCAGUCAAUGCCCUCUAAGCAGCCAGUGCAUGAUAUUGCGAGAUCCACGUGAAGAUCCUCGGUAGUGCAUCCAUCGCCAGUCCCGCGGAUUAUCCACGGAUCGGACCGGUCAGAGGGAUGCAGCCUUCCACGAGAAACCAGCUGCACCGCCAGAUGUGCCAUCUCUUCGACACAGUGAUAAAUUUGAGAUAUUGCCCAAGUAUGCUCACCAACAGGGUACCGCUAUCUCCCAGUUCUAAUACGGGACUCAACCAAUUAACUAUCCCAAAUGAUUCAUCAUCCCGUGACUGGAAGACCCCAGUGGUAACUUGGAACCAACUCUUUUGGGCAUGGGGCAAAAGAAUUCUUCAAGAUACCAGAGGUUACACAACUCUGUGGCCCGAACAACGCCGCAAUGCGACACGCCACUUGUCUUCGCUUCUCAUCCUUCUCGGUCUCACUCUGUUUCGGGCGUCCUGCUCCUACUCCUACUCCGUUCCCGUCUCCGAUCCCAACUUGCUCCACCCGGACACGACCGAUCCCUCUGCUACCAGCCCAAUGAAGCGGCAGGAUUGGAGCAGGCGACACUCCGGGAUCCAGGUUCCACGGACGCCGCUGUCGCCAAUUGGCACCCGUUAAGCUUUGACUUGAUACGAACCGUCGGGAGGCCGACCCGGCGGGCUGUCACUGCUGAAGUAGUUUAGUGAUUGGGUGUCUUUGCGGGAGGUAUUACUGAAUCCGAGGGCGCAGAGCGGGGACACUGUUUCUUGUUUAGUUUACAGUACUUGUCCUCAAUAAGUGUAGCAGUGGGCAGCAAAGAGGCCUACAGUAUCAAGCACCGGACGAUAUCAACCAUACAGUUCCGAAUCAGCUCACCCAAGCUUACCAGAGGACUGCAAGGACAAAACACAAA